Messenger RNA from Danaus plexippus (monarch butterfly), 2284 nucleotides. It is a transcript of the gene Nsun2, whose product is annotated as tRNA (cytosine(34)-C(5))-methyltransferase. Gene Ontology annotation, cellular component: cytoplasm; nucleus. Gene Ontology annotation, molecular function: tRNA binding; tRNA (cytidine-N5)-methyltransferase activity. The record is from RefSeq and is a predicted model, not a curated record. Bases 52 to 2247 code for a protein of 731 amino acids. Gene Ontology annotation, biological process: tRNA methylation. The transcript is spliced from 13 exons. Lineage: Eukaryota; Metazoa; Arthropoda; Insecta; Lepidoptera; Nymphalidae.
UUACAAAUUACUGUCAAAACGUUGUUAGACUUAGGUUAGUUUUAAAAUUUAAUGCUAUUUUAUUUAUCGUCAAGAAGAUAUAUUUCACUCGGUGAACAUAUUAGAAGAAUGGGUAGACGAAACAGAAAUGUUAAUAAAUUCGCACAACGCAAAAGAGAACGGAAAGAACAGGAAAAAAAUCCACAACAAAAACCGGCCGACACGCGAAAGCAUUAUGAAGAUAUUGUGCGUGAAAAUGCAAUCUUCGAAGAGUAUUAUAAGGCGCAGAAAGUUUGUCCUGAUGAUCAAUGGGACGACUUCAUGAGAGCUAUCAAGAAAGAUUUGCCAACAGCAUUCAGAAUAACGGGCUCCAAAUGUGAAACAGAUGCGCUACUCAAUAUAGUUAAGAGCCAAUAUUUUUCAGAGAUAUUAAAUCAUAAACUUAAAUUGGAUGAUGAGAAAGAAGAAGAGGAAAUCAAACCUGUUAACUUGCCGUGGUAUCCCGGAGGUCUAGUGUGGCAACUGCCAGUAUCUCGCACACAUAUCCGUCGGAAUGAACCACUCUAUCGUCUCCAUAACUUUUUAGUGGCCGAAACAGAAGCGGGCGGUGUUUCACGUCAAGAGGCUGUAUCUAUGAUACCGCCUGUCGUGUUACAAGUUGAACCUCAUCAUAAGGUAUUAGACAUGUGUGCUGCACCGGGCUCCAAGACUGCACAACUCAUUGAGUUCUUACAUUCCGAUGAAGACAAAAUGCCUACAGGUUUCGUAAUGGCCAAUGAUGUCGACAACAGUCGCUGUUACAUGUUGGUGCACCAGGCGAAGAGGUUGAACUCACCCUGCAUCAUCAUCACCAACCAUGACUCCGCAGUGUUGCCGUCACUGGUUGUGAGUGAUGAGGAGAACCCGGGUGCGACGAAGCCGCUUAAGUUCGACCGCGUUCUGUGUGAUGUUCCAUGUUCCGGAGACGCCACCUUGAGGAAGAACCCUGAUAUAUGGACGAAAUGGUCGACCGGAAACGGAAAUAACUUACACGGUAUUCAGUAUAGAAUCCUCCGUCGUGGCGUUGAGUUGCUGUCUGUGGGCGGAAGACUGGUCUAUUCCACCUGUUCCUUCAACCCUGUGGAGAACGAGGCCGUGGUGCACAGAAUCCUCCAGGAGACCGGCGCCAGUGUGACCCUCGUGGAUGUACAGGAUCUACUGCCCGGACUAAAGUUCCAUAAAGGCAUGACACAUUGGCGGCCGGCGUCUAAAGACAUGGUGUUCUACAACAGUUAUGAUGAGGUUCCAGAGAAGUGGCAGACGGUGGUGAGGCCGCAAAUGUUCCCUCCCAAAACUGAAGACUUGGACAAAUAUAAUCUGGAUAGAUGUAUAAGAAUUCUGCCUCAUCACCAAGAUACUGGAGGGUUUUUCGUGGCAGUGUUUGAAAAAACCGCCCUCCUGCCAUGGGAGAAGGACCCAACCAAGAAACCGGAUGUGGCAGCCGAUGAACCGGCAGAGGAACCGGAAAAGAAGGAACCACCAAAGAAGAGAAGAAGAAUGGGAGGAUAUAGGGAGGAUCCUUUUGUAUUUUUCUCCGGUGAAAAUGAAGAUGUGUUCCCUUCUAUCAAGGAAUUCUACGAUCUUGAUACAAAAUUCGACCCUACCUGUCUCUUGACGAGAUGUCAUGUUGGGAAAAAGAAGAAUAUUUACCUGGUGUCAGCCAUGGUGAAAGAAGUUGUACAGAAAAAUGAGAAUAGUAUUAAGAUUAUAAACACAGGCGUGAAAACAUUUGUUAGGUGUGAUAAUAAAAAUAUGAAGUGCCCAUUCAGACUAUCUCAAGAAGGUCUUCAGAGUAUAGCCCAGUACAUCGGUCCAAAACGACGCGUGACCAUUCUUAAGGAGGAUCUCAUACUAAUAUUACAAUGUGACAACCCUAGCAAACCCCCAGAACUAAAACUGUUCACAGAACACACUCAGAAUAUGGUGAAAGAUUUCGCUACUGGUAGCUGCGUGUUGGAGUUUAAGGACACGUCAUCAGGGUUGUCACUCCGCCUGGUCGGUUGGCGAGGUGUUCACUCUCUACGCGCGUACACCGCCGCCCCUGACACCGUGCACUACCUAAGACUGUUGGGAGCUGACUACAGCAAAUAUGAUGUAAAUAAGUUCAAGAAGGCUGCAGAAGUCCCCAAGGAUGAUAGUAUUGAGGGUAGCGGAACAGCCUCUACCAGUGAAAAUGAUCCCAACAAGACCAACGCUAUGGACACUGAAGAGGGAAUGAAUGUAACAUGACAAUAAUAUUGUUAUUAAUAAAUGUUUUAUACAUACA